This is a messenger RNA of Acanthaster planci (crown-of-thorns starfish), 5901 nucleotides long. RefSeq names its product hyalin-like. NCBI's taxonomy places the organism in Eukaryota, Metazoa, Echinodermata, Asteroidea, Valvatida, Acanthasteridae. The record is from RefSeq and is a predicted model, not a curated record.
GUAUUUGCCUGCAACUGGGGACCCCCUAUUAUUCCUCUUUUGUUUGUACUCUAACGUUAUUGGAAGACUACCCAUCUGUUUUGUACACAGUUGUCAAUCGGGGACAUUAUUGUCCUCUAGUGUUCAAGGUCCCCAAUUGAAUGCAGACACAAACUCACACACCCAAACGCUCAUAAUACGCAUGGUAUGUCACAAACUUGACUCAGUUAUAUUUUAAGUAUCGACUGGAGGACUGGCAGCAAGUCUAAAGCAAUUAUUGCCGAUGGGGGGGGGGAGCACGAUGACAAUUAGGUGCACCUACAGCACACACAAGCACAACGGGCGUUCCGCUUCACUGCAUAAGAAAAGACCCACACCCUACCCGCGGUCCCAAUCUCCAAAAUAUGCGCCAUCCAACUACAGCCCUGCCGACCCUUAUGCACAAGUGAAUCAGACGAGACCCGUGAACAGUGGAAACUACGAAACAUCUUGCUUGUCUUCCCACGUUUUGGAAUCUUCUCUAAGGGAUUUUUAUCUCCAUUUCUUCAAAGUUACUGCCAGUGUCGAGACAGGGAUGUUGUGGGGGAAAGUAACAUUUUCCUGGGCGCUCAUCGCGCUGACCAUGUGCCUGGUAUUCUCAUCUGUUGAGAGCAACGGAUUGAGUUUGAAUUCUUGUCCGACGGACAUCACGGCAACACGGUCUGAGUUGGUGUACUGGUCUCCUCCAAUGGUCAGCACAGCAAAUAGUGCAGGUUUCACUCUGGUUGGUACCCACCAGCCAGGCCGCUACUACUAUGAGAACACAACCGUUACCUACACUGCCGAGGAUGACGCUGAAGUUCGAAUGUGUACUUUUGACGUCAUCAUAGAAGAUGACGGAUCACCUGUGAUCACCUCCUGCCCUGGCGACAUGACGGCGACAGCCCCUGCCGCAGCCACCCAGGUCUCCGUGUCCUGGAGUGCCCCCACUGUCCAGGACUCGACCAAUGUCCAGGUCUCUUCCACCAGAUCCCCGGGUGACCAAUUCAGCCUCGGCCGCAACACUGUGACGUACACCUUCAGAUACACUAACAACGAUUCGGCGCCGAUGUCGUUUUGUCGUUUUGAUGUCUUUGUUCAAGAGGGUGAUUCAGCUACAACGCCAACCAUAGACUGUCCCCCAAACAUGAUGGUCACCCUUGAAGUGGGCCAGGAAUCGGUGCCCGUCACCUGGGAUGACCCCACCUAUCCCACCAAUCUCGGCAGUGUCACCGUGGCUUGCGCUCGGAGCAAGAGCGACCUAUUCUUUGCAGGGGACAAUGACAUCAACUGUGUGGCCUACUUUGAGAGUGGGGAGGCACGAAUGUGCGACUUCACUGUAACGGUCACAGCUGCCCAAGACUCUCAGAAUCCGAGCAUCGUUGACUGCCCAAGUAACAUCGUGGAGUAUGUUGCCCCAAAUGCCACUGGCAAAAUAGUGACGUGGCCCGAACCCACUAUUAUCGACAACAACCAGCAAAACCUUCAGCUGGUGUCCAGCCACACCAAUGGCAUAUUCUAUAAUGUUGGGACAUACGACAUCACCUACACGGGCACCGACGCCUCCAACAAUGCAGUCACGUGCCAUUUCCGCCUUAGUGUGAGAGUUGAUGAUGCUCCACCUGUAAUAAAUAAUUGCCCAUCGUCCCCGUUCGUGGCCUACGUGCAAUCAGGCCUAACCUCGGGCCAGGUGAGCUGGCCACAGCUCACCGCCACCGACAACGCCGAUACCAACGUCCAGCUUGAUGGUCCCAUGGGCUUUGCCAAUGGAGGAACAAUGAGCAUUAAUGAAACACGCUCUGUGAUGUACGUCGCCACUGAUGACUUUAACAAUACCAACAUUUGCGCAUUUACCGUCAUGUUGUUGGUGGACCAAGUCCCGGAUUACACCGUCGGCUGCAGUUCUGACACCACCUACCCCACCGAGAUGGGGGUCAACUACAGGAAUGUGACCUGGCCCGAGCCCAGGGUGACUGACGACCUCAGCCAGGACAGUCUGAUACUGACCAAGUCCCACGAGCCGGGCAUGAACUACGAGAUCGGCGUCUACAUCGUGGAGUACACGGCCACGGACGCCGUCGGAAACGUGGGCACCUGCAGCUUUGUCAUUACAGUCGCAGAUGAAGAGGACCCCAUGCUCAACUCUUGCCGCGAUUCACGGUCCUACACCCUGUCGCGAACCCAGAGCACCGUGGAUGUCUCGUGGACCAACCCGCCAGCCACAGACAACAGCUGCUUAGCCCGCUCCAACUGUGACACCGUGCUCUCGGUCACCAGCAGUAGCAACCCAGGGCCGUUUGGAGUUGGAAACCACACAGUGACCAUAACAGCGAGGGACGAGGCUGGCAAUACAGAUACCUGCACUUUCUAUAUUAAUGUCAUGGCGUAUGUUCGAGACACAAUGAAACCGGAGUGGGCCAACUGUCCCUCAUCACCCGUCUCUGGCAACACCGACAGUGGACAGCCGACGUACACGUACUCUUGGGUGGCACCCACGGUGACAGACGAUCGCGGCAUCAUCGUCUCCCAGUUCGCCUCACACUCUUCACCCUUCGCCUUCCCCAUUGGCCAGACUACCGUCACGUACCGGGCCACAGAUGCUGAAAAUAAUGAGGGGCUCUGCACGUUUCCUGUUACUGUGACCGACAAUCAAGCACCUGCAUUUACUCCCAACACGGGUUGCGGAUCCACCAUCACCCACUACGUGCGCACAGGCCGCACCCUCACGCUGGCCGUACCCACCCCCUCAGCGACAGACAACUCAGGCGUGGCACCCACCAUUACCAAUUCAAUAACCAACCAGGCUACCUACACCUUCAGCGCUGGGAGCCAAAUGUUUGAGUACACGGCCACAGACGGUGCGGGGAAGUUUGACAGCGAUUGUCAAAUUACGGUGGUUCUGGUGGAAGAUUCCGAUCCAUGGUCGGUGCGAGGUUCGGUCACGUUGACGCGCAUCCGGGGGGUCGCUGGGCAGUUCUCUGAUGCCUCGUCCACACAGCUGCUGGCCGAACUGACAGAGGAUAUGGACAGGCUCUUCCGUGGCUCUUCCAUCCGCUCCCACUUUGUCGGGGUGGACUCUCUCACCCACACUUUUGUCGGAGGAAACCCGCGGGUCACCUUCCGACUGUACUUCAACAAAGGCCGGGAGGGACGGCACACGUCCCGGCAGAUCACCGAGGCCUUCUACGCAGCCCUUAGCAGCUCACGUAGUUUCGCCACCAAUAACUUUGUCCUCUCAGGCUCCCUCGAUAUCCAUGUCCGGGAGUUCAAGCUGACGUCUACAAUUAUUCAGCUGGACAACACGCCCAAUCCAGCCUUUGUUAGCUCAUAUGAUGAGCCCAAAAGCUCUGUGUAUAUCGGCCUGGAAAAUCGCAUCAACAUGGCGAUGGACGGCGUCUAUGGUGGAGACGCUACCUACUUGGUGUCGGUGCUGGUAGACUUUAGGGAUGGAAGCAUCAUUAACGAUGUGGUCUUGGUCUAUGACAAUACGUCUUCGGCGACAGAGGCCAACAUUGUCAGUCAGUUCAAUGGCCAGCUGGCUAGUUCAGGGCUGCUGUCAGGAACUGGGCUGUAUUUCAGUACUAUCCCUACUGCCCAGAACCAAGAGCUGUGUCCGACUGGGGAAUGCCAAAACAGCGGUACAUGUGCCGUUGACACAAGUUACUCCAAUGUCUGCACGUGCCCCGAUGGUUACAGUGGAACCAACUGCGAGACUGUAGACCCCACAUCAGUCCUUUCACCGGCAGUCAUUGCUGCCAUCAUUGGGGGCUCUAUUCUCCUCCUUCUGCUCCUCUUCGCCCUCCUCUGUUGCUGCAUCUACUUUUGCCGGGAGCCCUACAAGGAUUACGGCUACCCCCUGGAGAGGCCCUUCCAGAUCGUGGACGACAAGGCCAGCGUGGUGUCCUCCGUGGACGUCUUCAUGAUGCCCAGGGAGCGUGUUCCCCUUGCCCUCCCUCCCCCUCCUCCACUGGCCCUGCCCCCUCCCCCACCUCCCAAGGCCCCGACGUUGAAUCUAAACGACGAAUACUACCCCAUGGAGGAUGAGCUGUACGGGCGACGCAAUGAGGCCUUUGCCCUGGAUAUGUACCCAUCGGACGGACCAUCAUUCUCUCCCGACGGGGAGGUCUACGUCACGGGCCCCAACCAAGUUGCCAUUCGCCCCCGGAGCAAGCCCAGGCGUAACUAUCAUUACUAGAGGUGACCGGAAAAAUAUCAAGACCUGUGUUGACGGUCAAGGCAUAGAUUGCCUUAUUCUUUCUUUAAAAUGGUGAUGGAAGUAAAACAUACAGUAGUUCACUGAUUACUGAAAUACAUUCUUAUUUUUUUUAAAAAAAACUUUUGACAUUAAAAAUUCCAUAAAGAAUAUAUGCAGUGGCUUUUACCUCUUUGAGUUGUUUGAAAGUGUCAAUUCUAUGAAAAUGGACUUUUUAUAUUUGAAUUUUACCACUCCCAAAAAACUUUGUUCUUGGAAAAAGACACCUGAGAUUUCAAUACUUUUUAAGAUAAACUUUUUGAUCAGUGUAAUGUAUACCAAUUAAUUUUUCUUCAUAAAUGUUAUUGGCUCUCAAUGAAUAAACAGGCAAAGAUGCUCCAUUAAAAUGGCUUUAAAAUGGAACCAGAAAAUCCCUAUUUUAUCCAGCGUAGUUAUUUCUCAUUUUAUUAUUAAGUUUGCUUUAUUGUAACAAAAAUAUUUCAAUAAAAUGGCUUGGUGGUAGAACAGAAAUUGCAUUAUUUUAUCCAAGGUGAAACAAUGGUUAUUGAAAAGGCUUGUUUUAUUGGAGAGGUACCAAAUAGUUUUCAGAUUUAUGAGACUAGUUUUGAUUUUACAAAGUGGAGUCUCAGACACAUUUGUCAAUGAUGCUUCAAGGAGCAAUCUUGUGGCAAUGCACAUCCCUUUCACAAGUCAUCAGCUCUACACCAAUGCUACUUUUCGUCAAGUAGUAAAUGGGACAUCUACAAGUGUCUUGCCGAAAAAACAUGGAGUGCUCAACUAUUACACAGUGUAUCCAUACUUGCAUUUUCCAGAGCUUCAUUAGAAGUUUUUGAACAACUGCACAUAUAUUUUACAUUUAUAAAGCUUCCACAUUGCUUGUACAAACCUGGUUGUUGCAGUGUUGAUACAUUUUACAAGUCCUCCUCUUAGGAUAUUCUGACUGAAUUAAGAACAAAGUUGGCAAUUUUGCUUGUAGUUGGAACAUGCUACAGUCACUUUGUUAUCAAAUCCUACAGUGAAUGUAGCAACUGGAAUUAACAGCUAUGCCUGAGGUGGCUCAACGCUCGUGGAGAGGUCAUGCUUUUUCGACCAACGGGGUGUCAUGAUUAGCCAAAUGAGCACAUCGUGUUUAAGAAUGCAUGUGCAUGUGCAGGAUCCAUGGCAUCUCCAUGGAUUAGUCUAUUACCCUGAGUGUCACUGUUUGAAAUCCAAAACAAACAUGUUGUUCGAUUUGGCACGGUUACAUUAAUGUAGCAACAUGUUGUUAAAUUUGGCACGGUGAGGCACCAACUUGAGAGUUACAUCUGCUUGUUUUAUAAAGACAAGAUACCAGAGCACCUACCCAAACUAUAUCUGAAGGCUAUUGAUUAUGGGUUCAUCUGGAAACCAUUAAAUAGAUAUAUUGAGUUCAUAUAUUUUGAUGAGUACCACUAGACAAGAAUAAGUUUUAAUAUGGCCACAGCAGCUUAUAUAACAUUACACCCAUAUAUGCACAUCCUAUUAUUUUCAAAAUGUGUUUUCAUAAUUGGGCAUUCCACUUAUCAGCUUUACUAAAUAUCACUUCAACCUAUAAUGCCAAAGGGUCUGCAUCUGUUUAGUUUUUAGUCCCGAGUCUUCAAUUUCUUUCUAGAUAUGCAUUUUAUAAACGUUUUAAUGACCAUGGUAGCAAUAAAGGGAAACAGUGGAAAAGA